CCAAACUUGUUUAAUUCCAGGCAAACAAUCCUAUCCUUAACUCCAUCAAAAGCUAUCUUCCAGAAUUCCUUUCACUCUACAUAUCAAUGUACCAUGAAACACCAUUCAUCUUCUUCACUCUGCAGCCUUGUGUUUAACUAACUAUGCUUUCCACAAUGAACUUCUUCUUCUUCUUCCUCUCCCUGCUACUAAUCGGAGGAGCUUACGACGUCGACGUCGGGGCUCGGAGUCCGAGCCCCGAUACCAUUCAUGUCGGGGCCAUUUUCUCAUUCGGCACGAUCAACGGCAGAGUCGCCAAGAUCGCAAUGAACGCCGCAGUCGAAGAUGUCAAUUCGGAUCCCAGAAUUCUUCGAGGCCACAAACUCGUUCUCUCGAUGCACGACUCCAACUACAGCAGCUUCCUCAGCAUAAUCGGAGCCUUGCAGUACAUGGGGAAUAAAACCGUUGCGAUUAUCGGUCCACAAGUCUCCGGGAUGGCUCACAUCCUCGCCCACCUCGCCAAGGAGCUUCACGUUCCGAUGUUGUCGUUUACGGCGUUGGAUCCGAGCCUCGCGUCUCUUCAGUACCCGUACUUCGUCCAAACCGCUCCCAACGAUCUUUUCCUAAUGAUCGCCGUAGCCGACGUGUUGAGUUACUACGGAUAUAGAGAGGUCGUCGUCGUCUACCCGGACGACGAACAAAAUAUGGGGACCAUAAUCGCUCUAGGCGAAAAAUUAGCCGAAAGGCGUUGUCGAAUCACCUACAAAGCGUUGCUUUCGCCGGGAACCUUAGCCACGAGCGACGAAAUUAUGCGCGAGUUGGUUAAGAUUUCGCUGAUGGAGUCGCGAGUGAUCAUCGUCCACGCCUUCGCCUCUGUCGGCCUCCUUGUGCUCGAGACGGCCCAGCGGCUCGGCAUGAUGGACAGGGGAUAUGUUUGGAUCGCCACAGCUUGGCUGUCGACGGUGUUGGAUUCGACCCGCGUUUCUUUCGAGAUUGCGGAAACUAUCCAAGGCGUCAUCACGUUUAGGCCGCACACGCCGGAUUCGGACAGGAAGAAGGCUUUCUCGUCACGAUGGCACAAGUUGAGCGAUGGCUCGGAUUACGUCGGGUUGAAUCCUUACGGUUUGUACGCUUACGACACGGUGUGGAUGAUCGUCGAUGCUGUCAAGACGUUUAUGGACCAUGGCGGGAUCAUAUCCUUUUCGAAUGAAUCGAAUUUUAAAGGCGCAACGGCCGGGGGGUUGGAUCUUGGCUCGUUAAGCCGGUUCGUCGAAGGAGAAAAGGUGCUGGACAUCAUACUUCGAACAAAUAGCACGGGAUUGGCCGGGCGCAUUGCGUUCGACGAUCAUAAGUCCAUCAUUCAGCCGUCUUACGACGUUUUGAACAUCGUCGGGAGAGGCUACAAGCAAAUAGGCUACUGGACUAAUUGCUCAGGCCUCUCCAUCGAGUCGCCGGAGACACUUUGCGCCGGGGGGGCUAAUCGAUCGAGGACUGAUAAGAAACUACGGAGCGUUAUAUGGCCGGGGCGAACGACGGUCAAGCCGAGAGGAUGGGUUUUUCCUCACAGCGGGCGACGUUUAAGGAUCGGUAUCCCGGAGAGGGUGAGUUACAAGGCGUUUGUGUCGAUGGACGAGAGUACGAACGAAAUCCGCGGAUAUUCGAUCGAUGUGUUCCUCGCAGCCGUAAACUUGCUUCCUUACGCGGCACCGUAUGAGUUCAUCUUGUUCGGAGAUAACCGCGAGAAUCCUAACUACACGGAGCUGGUGACGAAGAUCACUUCGAACGUCUUCGAUGCGGCAAUCGGCGACAUUGCGAUUGUAACGGAGCGUACGAAGCUCGUUGACUUCACCCAGCCGUACAUCGAGUCCGGCCUCGUUGUCGUUGUCCCGAUCCGGAAGUUGAACUCGAGCGCUUGGGCCUUUAUGCGCCCAUUCACUCCGUCGAUGUGGCUCGUCACCGGAGCGUUCUUCCUUAUCGUCGGGGUUGUCGUCUGGAUUCUCGAACACAAAAUAAACGACGACUUUCGCGGUCCGCCGAGGAAACAGAUCAUCACAAUCUUAUGGUUCGGUUUCUCGACAAUGUUUUUCUCGCAUAGGGAAAACACGAGAAGCUCACUUGGCCGGAUGGUUCUAAUCAUAUGGCUAUUCGUUGUUCUGAUCAUAACGUCAAGCUACACGGCGAGCUUGACCUCGAUCCUCACGGUGCAGCAAUUAGCCCCGUCGAUCCGAGGCAUUGAGUCCUUGAUCACGAGCAACGUUCGCAUUGGAUUCCAAGUUGGAUCAUUCGCCGAAGGCUACCUAACUCAAGAACUCCACAUUGCGAAAUCGAGACUCAUCUCUCUUGGCUCGCCGGAGGAGUACGCCGCCGCUCUGGACUCCGGCAGGAUCGCCGCGAUCGUUGACGAACGUCCCUACGUUGAGCUAUUCCUUGCAACCUACUGCAAGUAUCAGAUUGUUGGGCAAGAAUUCACAAAGAGUGGAUGGGGAUUUGCCUUCUUGAGAGACUCGCCGUUGGCGAUGGACAUGUCGACGGCGAUUCUGACAUUAUCGGAGAACGGCGAGCUCCAGAAGAUACACGAUAAGUGGCUGAACAAGCGCGCGUGUGGCGCGUCGACCACGGCGAACUUGGAACAGCUUCAAUUGAAGAGCUUUUGGGGGCUUUUCCUACUCUCCGGCUGCGCGUGUUUGCUCGCCGUUGCCAUUUUCUUCUGCAAAACGGUCUACAAGUUUAAAAGGGAUUACGUACCUCCCCAAUCGGAAAUUUCGUAUCAAAGUAGCUCGCGAUCGGUAAGGAUACAGAGAUUUUUGUCAUUUGUGAACGAGAAGGAAGUAGCCGAUUCGAGAAGCAAAUGGAAAAGAAAGCAUGCGGAUACAUUGCCGACGGGCGGCGCCGUGCACGAACUCGCCGGCGGCGGCAACAGGAGAAAUGAUUCCGGCGUCUUCCCCGACGGCUGAAGUUUACUUGAAAUUAGGGUUCCAAUAAUUAUGCUGUAUUAUUUCACUAAAAAUUGAUUAUUAAUAAUAGUAUGUAAAAUAUGGCACCGGUUAUUUUAUUAAA
Andrographis paniculata is the source of this 3036-nucleotide messenger RNA. Its product is annotated as glutamate receptor 3.2-like. The transcript has 6 exons. The coding region runs from base 144 to 2933 and encodes 929 amino acids. The record is from RefSeq and is a predicted model, not a curated record. Gene Ontology annotation, cellular component: plasma membrane. Lineage: Eukaryota; Viridiplantae; Streptophyta; Magnoliopsida; Lamiales; Acanthaceae. Gene Ontology annotation, molecular function: glutamate-gated receptor activity.